AAAAAAAAAAAAAAAUUAAAAAAAAAUUCUUUAUAUCAUUACAACCAGUCCCCUCUGCCGUUCUUGAGUUUCUCCUCUUUGAGACCUUGCUUGACCCACACCAUGGCUUUGGAGGUCUGUGCCAAGGCUGCUUCUGGUGCUCCUGAUAUUCUUGGAGACUGUCCUUUUACCCAAAGGGUGCUUCUGACUUUGGAGGAGAAGAAAAUCCCAUACAAGAUACAUCUGAUCAAUAUCAGUGACAAACCCCAAUGGUUUUUGGAAGCGAACCCAGAAGGGAAGGUGCCUGUGAUAAAAUUUGAUGAAGAAUGGAUUUCUGACUCUGAUGUUAUUGUUAGCCAUAUUGAAGAAAAAUUCCCAGACCCUCCUCUCUGCCAUUCUCCCGAGGUCUCCUCUGUUGGGUCCAAGAUAUUCCCUUCUUUUGUCAAGUUCCUGAAGAGCAAGGACCCCAAUGAUGGGUCGGAGCAGGCUUUGCUUGAUGAGUUGAAGGCACUGGAUGAACAUCUUCAGGCACAUGGACCGUAUAUUAAUGGGGAAAGCGUUUGCGCUGUUGAUUUGGGUCUGGCACCAAAGCUGUACCAUCUUGAUGUGGCUCUUGGCCAUUUCAAGGGCUGGAAAAUCCCAGAAAGCUUGACUCAUGUCCAUAAUUACAUGAAGUUGCUCUUCUCUAAGGAGUGUUUUGAGAAGACCAAGGCUGCAAAAGAACAUGUGGUUGCAGGAUGGGCGCCAAAGGUCAAUCCAUGAAGCUAUUCUAAUUUGUAGUAGUCAAUAUGUACAUUUCGCUUAAUAUAACGAGUGUGGGUCAGAUACAUAUGUAUGAGACACAUUUUAAACCAGGUCCUAUGUUCCAUCUUAACUUGGUUAAGUUUCAGGCAUUGUUGAAGGGCAGUUAGGGCCAUCUUUGCUCUCUGCCUUCAAAAUAUUAUUAUUUUGUAAUUCUGUGUUUGCUUAAUGGCAUUUAUAAUAUGUUGAUGGAUGUGUUACACA
Messenger RNA from Camellia sinensis, 984 nucleotides. RefSeq names its product glutathione S-transferase DHAR2. Gene Ontology annotation, biological process: protein glutathionylation; ascorbate glutathione cycle; cellular oxidant detoxification. Lineage: Eukaryota; Viridiplantae; Streptophyta; Magnoliopsida; Ericales; Theaceae. The record is from RefSeq and is a predicted model, not a curated record. Gene Ontology annotation, molecular function: glutathione dehydrogenase (ascorbate) activity.